UGUACUGUUCAUAAAAAUGGGUACAUGGAACCCAUUUAAUGGGUACUUCCGAGUUAGCGUGUGGCUGUCAUCGGUCACAGUAAACAAAAACAGCGAAAUUUGGUUUACAAUCAGUGAUUUGCAUCUGAUAUCGAUUUUCUUCCCAACAUCCUCAGCUUCUGCCAUUGCCGAUAAGAUGAGUCAUCCCCCGCCAGCAAAAAAGACCGAAUCAGCGAAUCUGUUCGUGAAGAAUUUGGUCGCUACAAUCGACGACAAUAGGCUGCGGGAAUUGUUCUCCCCGUUCGGAACAGUUACCUCGGCCAAGAUCGCGCGGAACGAUGCCGGUGAAUCGAAAAAGCAUGGCUUCGUUUGCUACGGUGCGGAUUCGGAAGCUGCACUCAAAGCAAUCUUCUACAUGAAUGGACGCCUGAUUGCCGGGAAGCCGAUCUACGUGAACGUAGCGCAGAAGAGAGAAGAAAGGAGUAAAUUGUUAGCCGCGCAAUUCAGCAAAUCGAAAGAUGUUUCAAAAACAACGGAGACGGGAGACGAUGAAGUUAUGCUGUGAAACUUAAGCAUACCAGCAUCUUACCUGGGGAACAUCAUACAAAAGGAGUAUAAAUGCUUUUGAGAACCACGGUUUCAGUUAUUGAAAGUUCAGAUGAUUAAUGCUAGGUAUACCACCAGCAUGUCUUUUAGUUUGUUGAGUUUGUUAUAUGUUUUAAGUGUUCUGUACUUUACUACACCAACUAUAAUGAAACAUGACUUUUCUAAUAACAAAUGUA
Molecule: messenger RNA, 761 nt
Organism: Aedes aegypti (yellow fever mosquito)
Lineage: Eukaryota; Metazoa; Arthropoda; Insecta; Diptera; Culicidae
Product: polyadenylate-binding protein 2
Exons: 2
Coding region: 17-544 (175 amino acids)
Molecular function (GO): RNA binding
Source: RefSeq, a predicted model, not a curated record